Messenger RNA from Chionomys nivalis (European snow vole), 990 nucleotides. RefSeq names its product MANSC domain containing 4 (gene Mansc4). The record is from RefSeq and is a predicted model, not a curated record. The coding region runs from base 1 to 990 and encodes 329 amino acids. NCBI's taxonomy places the organism in Eukaryota, Metazoa, Chordata, Mammalia, Rodentia, Cricetidae. The transcript has 3 exons.
AUGCAGGCGGCGGGGCUGCUGCUGCUGCUGCUGCUGGGGCUGGCUUGCAGGGUGCAUGGGCUCUGCUCGCCCUCGGUGUUCUACAGAGACUGCUGGAUCCGCCGCUUCCCAGGGCUGCUCCUGAACCUAGAGGAGUCUCAGAGGCUGGGGGCCCAGUUCCUCAAGUACUACUCGGAGAACACGGGCCAGAAGUGCAGUCGGAGCUGCUGCCUCAGGAAGGAUGUUUCCUGUAACGUGGCCGUCUUCUUCCAUGAUCCCAUCCAUGACAAUGUCAACUGCCUCCACGUCCACUGCCCAACAUUGGAGAGCUGCAUCCUGGAGCCGGGGACCAGUGCCAUUCUGUACAACAUAACAACAGGCAUAGAUCCAGAUCUGCUGGUUUUUGAGCACCCAUCCCCCACACACCUGGACUCCCGCUCCUCGUCUGAAUGGUGGGAGAGACUGCGGAUCCUAAAAGCUCUGGACAUAGCUAACGCAGGGCUCCACACGGAGGGAACACAGCACGUGCUGCCGCCCACGGAGGCUACUGUGUCAGCCACACAUCAAGAUCAAAGUGCACACACUGGGAUCAGCUACUCCAGGAAGCCGACCACAGAUCUGGGGAUGAGAUUCAUUGCUGUGAACACGUCCACCGCUACCGAGGUCAGCAAGGCAUCACGGAGCACAGACUUCACCCGCAGUCCAGACAACCUGACCGUUUCUCCAUUCUUAGGACCCACAGACACAAAAGCAUCCCAGGAGCCCAGUCACUCCCGACUCAACGUUAGCAAGCAAUCACUGAACAAAACCAAGGGGUCCCACAGUGGCAACCUCACAUCUGAGGACGAAGCGUCCCAGGGUGGAGCUUCAGGGACAGCAGGGGCCUGGCUGGCUUCUGUGACCCUGGGUGCUGCCAUUGCCUGCCUCUGCUGCUGUGUGGUCAUGGGGGCAUCUAGGUACCGCGGAGAGCAGCAGGGCUGGCAUCGCCUGAGGCAGCAGAGGUCAGGAUAA